GCUGGGCACGGGUCACCUUGGGCGGCCACAUGGGGGCACGGCCCCGGUACCCCCGGGGCACCCCCCGGGCACCCAACCCCCCCAGGCACCCAGAGCCCCCACAGGGCACCCCAAGCCCCCCGGCAGCCCCUGUCCACACCGGCUGCAGUGCUCCCAGCCCCCCUGCCUGCCCCCCCCCGGGUAUGGGGUAAUGGCCAGAGCGGGGUCAUGAGCCCAGGGGGUCCCGCUGGAUAUGGGGCAGGGUCGUUAGGGUUAGGGUUACCUGACCCUAACGGGUGUGGGGAGCACAGCACACCCUGACCCCUCCGUGGGGCUCUGUGGGGUGAGGGGGGCCCCCAGGGGGGGCACAUGAUGGGCAUGGGGUGGUGUCUUCGUGCUUCGGGUCCAAGUUGGGUUGGCCAACCUUGCCUGAGAGGCUGUGCCCCGGGCAGAGCUUCAGGGGUUAAACCGAGGCAGCGUAAAAUGGGGAACGAGGGUAGGGAGGGAGAGAUCCUACUAAACGCCUCGUGGGCACGAGACGUGGAAAAAGAGCGAGGCACCCUGAGUCACGGCGGAGACGAGCGGUGGCUCAAAGGGGAGUCAGGCAGGGGGAGAGCAGAGCCAGAGGGAGAGCGGCGAGGAGCACGGAGCUGUGGUGGGUCCUCCUGGGGACCUGGCGAGGAAGGUGCUGGUUAAGGGGAAGCGCAGGCUCGUGGAGGCAGGUUUGUGGGUAAAGGACUGCCCGUUGCACCAGGACACAGCCUCAGAAGGACUGGCCUGCGGCGAUGGAGAGCGUCUCUUCUUCCCCAUCUCCCUUCCCGGGCACUUCUCCCACCGUGCCUCCUGCGAACGCCACUGCCCACGAUCACUACUCCGGCCUCCAGAAGAGCAUGCACGUGCUCUCCAUGGUGGUGUACAGCGUCGCCUGUCUGCUGGGGGUGACGGGCAACGGCCUCGUCAUCUGGAUUGCGGGCUUCAAGAUGAAGAAGACGGUGAACUCGGUGUGGUUCCUCAACCUGGCCAUCGCCGACUUCAUCUUCACCUUCUUCCUGCCCCUCAGCAUCGCCUACACGGCGCUGGGCUUCCACUGGCCCUUUGGGAAGCUCCUGUGCAAGCUCAACAGCACCAUCGCCUUCCUCAACAUGUUUGCCAGCGUCUUCCUCCUGACGGUCAUCAGCAUGGACCGCUGCGUGUCGGUGGCUUUUCCCGUCUGGUCCCACAACCGCAGGAGCCCGGAGCUGGCGGCCAGGAUUGCUCUGGGGACGUGGGUCCUGGCCCUGCUCCUCAGCUCCCCGUACCUCGUCUUCCGUGACACCGUGGUCAGCUCCAGGAACGUCACCAGCUGCUACAAUAAUUUCGCCCUGUCCGAUGACUACACGUCCGAGGCAACGCGGAGGCUGUGGAGGAUGCGGCAUAAAGCCAUGAUCAUAACCCGCUUCCUCUGCGGCUUCCUCGUCCCCUUCACGGUGAUCCUCCUCUGCUACAGCAUCGUGGCCGUCAAGCUGAAGAGCAGGCAGUUAGCCAGCUCCGCCAAGCCCUACAGAAUCAUCAUUGCUGUCACGGCCUCGUUUUUCCUCUGUUACUUCCCCUAUCACGUCUUCUCCUUGCUAGAGAUAUCCCAAAACUCUUCCAGCCACGAGAUGAAAAUGGCCCUUUACAUAGGGAUCCCCUUGGUUUCCAGCCUUGCCUUCUUCAACAGCUGCAUCAACCCCAUCCUCUACGUGUUCGUGGGGCCGGAUUUCAAGGAGAAGUUUCGCCAGUCCAUCCUGUCCACCUUCGAAGGGGCUUUCAGCGAGGACUCGGUCCUGGCCAGCCUGACCAGCAGGAGGAAGUCCAGAUCUGCUUCAGAAGCGGAGGUCCCGAGGGUCUGAGCGUGCUCUGCAUCACUAGCAUGGCCGGAGGGGCAGUUCCCUUCCCUGCUCUGCAGUUUCCCCUCCUUUCAGAGCUGUAAUUGCAGGACUGAGGGCUGCGAAGGGCCGUGCACACUCACAAACUGAUCUAAUUUUUUUGGGUCCUACCACGACUUAACCAGAAAACUCUCUGGAGCUGCAGCAGGGCUCCUGAAAAGUUGGAGUAGCAGCAUUUUCCUCCCCGUGCCCCUUUCCUUGGCUGCCUGUCUCCGUGUACCCAUUUUUUGGCAAGGCUGUGCUGGGGGGGUGACCACUGGGCGGGUGAUGCUGCCGAUCUGUCUCAGCUUCUGGAUUUUUGCAGGCGACCCUUUAUAAAGCUCACUGGGGUGGUGACUGCUGACGGGGCUCCCUUUAUGUUCCUCUCUCCUGGCAGCUCUUUGCCAAGAUGCAAAAAUUCUGGGGUUCCACCAGGGGGCAAAAUCGGGUGCAGCUGUGUCGGCGUUGAGGCUGUCCAGAGAAGAGGAUGGAAAGGGGGAAGAGCUAUUCCAUAAAUCCCUUAUAAUCAAAUCUGUAAAGAAAACAAGCAUCCUUUCCCAUAUAUCAUACCAGUCUGGUGCACGGGCUGCUAAAGCUUAAGUAAAAAAUGAUUAAAUUAAAAAAAAAGCCGCUCGGACAGGCAGUGGGAUCCAUCCAGAAGCACUCUCACAGACGCAUCUUUUAAAGAAACAGGGUUAAAUGAAAUAGCAACGUGUAUUUUUGUAGGAUCUGGCCCAGCUAGUAAAAUAUUCAUCUUUUCUCUCUCCAGAUGUGUGGCAGGAUGAAUCAUGAGAUUGCGCUCCAGUUACUUGGGUUUGAUGAGCAGCCUCUUUCUGAGUACUUGGCUGUGUUUGUGUUUGACAUUCUUCUGGUCCUUAUGUAGCAGAAAUCUGACUUUUUGUACCGUUGGUGAACGAAUAUUAAACCUCAUUAAACUAAUUUAAAACCUUCCCGGCCUGCUGUGUUGCCCGUGUGAUAAAACUCAGUCAUCUGGCUGAGCUGAGCAGCCAGAGGAAAAGAUGAAACGCUCCCAGCCUGGGCGUGUGAAUUCCCAGGCACUUCUCUCUUCGGCGUGGAUGGCUGUGCUGAGCGAGAGCUGUCACUGGAACACGCUGGGGAUUAAUUACGGGUCU
This is a messenger RNA of Anas platyrhynchos (mallard), 2998 nucleotides long. RefSeq names its product chemerin-like receptor 1. Gene Ontology annotation, biological process: positive regulation of cytosolic calcium ion concentration; inflammatory response; phospholipase C-activating G protein-coupled receptor signaling pathway. The record is from RefSeq and is a predicted model, not a curated record. Gene Ontology annotation, cellular component: plasma membrane. NCBI's taxonomy places the organism in Eukaryota, Metazoa, Chordata, Aves, Anseriformes, Anatidae. Gene Ontology annotation, molecular function: complement receptor activity; G protein-coupled receptor activity.